Molecule: messenger RNA, 1563 nt
Organism: Capronia epimyces CBS 606.96
Lineage: Eukaryota; Fungi; Ascomycota; Eurotiomycetes; Chaetothyriales; Herpotrichiellaceae
Exons: 2
Coding region: 1-1563 (520 amino acids)
Biological process (GO): ceramide biosynthetic process
Cellular component (GO): membrane
Molecular function (GO): sphingosine N-acyltransferase activity
Source: RefSeq, a predicted model, not a curated record
AUGGACCACAGGAGUUUGGCAGAUCAAGAGAAGUUAGAAAGAAUAUCUCAACCGGCAAGCAACCGCCGUCCACACAAUGAUGCACCCUCGCAAAAGACCGCCUGGCCUAGGUGGCAUAAGAGAGGCAAGGAGAAGAGUAGCCUGGCACUUGCUGGCACAUGGGCCGUGGACCAUCAGAUCGGUUUAUCACUGAAUUUCAUAUCCAUGCUCUUCUUCGUGCACAUAUUCUUCCCCUCAGCACGCCACCACACCCAGAAGUACUUCCGUGUCUCCUACUACAAUCCUGUCACUGGCAUGUAUGCCCUUGGUUGGGACGAUAUCUUCUUCGUCUUUUACUGGAUCGUUGUCUUCAGCGGCCUGCGCUGUGCCGUCAUGGACUAUCUCCUCACACCGUUGGCCUCAUCCUUGGGCAUCAAGAAGAAGAAACCAAAGGUCCGGUUCGCAGAACAAGCGUGGAUCAUACUCUACUAUAGUAUUUCCUGGUCUGUCGGUAUGUACACCAUGUACACCUCGGAUUACUGGCUAGAUCUGCGAGCGCUAUGGCGGAACUGGCCCAGUCGAGAGAUGGGAGGACUUGCGAAAUGGUACUACCUAGUCCAGUUCGGCUUUUACCUGCAGCAGAUCGUUGUGGUCAACAUCGAGGAGCGUCGGAAGGACUACCUGCAAAUGUUCGUGCACCACAUCAUUACCUGUUGUCUCAUCUUCGCUUCCUACGGCUACCACCAAUACCGGGUCGGCACUGUUAUCCUCUCCCUGAUGGACAUCGUGGACGUGAUUCUGCCCACGGCCAAGAUCCUCAAGUACCUCCACUACAAUGUUGUAUGUGACAUCGCUUUCGGCAUCUUCAUGGUCACUUGGUUCUUUACUAGACAUGUACUGUUUCCGAUGGUCUUGUACAGCAUCUACGCCCACAUCCCUCAGGAGAUCCAAUACGGAUGCUAUAAGGGAAGCGUCCUCGACCUGCAGGGGCCGUUACCUCCGCCAAACGACUGGGGCCAUCUGAUGCAGCCCUUCCGCGAUCCGGUCGGCCUGGUGUGUUGGAACAACAAGAUCAAAUGGUCAUUCCUCAUCUCGCUCAUUGCACUACAGGUGGUGCUGCUUGUCUGGUUUGCCGCCAUAAUUAGAGUUGCCUACAAAGUCGUGACCGGGCAGGGGGCGGACGAUGUCCGAUCUGACGAUGAAGAUGAAGAAGAAGAGGAAGGUAUCUCGGAUGUUACGAUACCUAUGUCGGGCCCUGAAAACAAGGGGAACAAUUACAUCGACACAGUUCAUCUCUGCGUCGACCCACAGCCACAUUUCGAAGCCGAAGUCCUGAGCACAGAUGCGAAUUUCUCUUUGUCCAACUCUUCGAAAUCAACGACGAAAUCAAAGUCCAAGUACAAGGCAGAGCGGAGUGCUCACUCGGAAGUCACGCGUUCUACUUCGAGCGGCAGCAGCAGCAGCAGGAGAAAGCACAAGCAUGAGUCGGCACAUUCCUCGAGCGUCAAUCUACUCGCUGCCAGUAGUGACCGCAAGGAGCUCCUCGGCCGCAUCGGCUGCGACAAGGGCACUGCUUCCGAGUAG